Racocetra fulgida is the source of this 354-nucleotide messenger RNA. Lineage: Eukaryota; Fungi; Glomeromycota; Glomeromycetes; Diversisporales; Gigasporaceae. The record is from the annotation of a GenBank genome assembly.
CAACCCAAGAGAUAUGUAACGAAAUUAAUAGAAUACGUGAAACGUCCAAAACUGAAAAUGAGCGGGAAACAUUUCAAACUGAAAAUGAAAGAAAUGAAAGAGCUAUAUUGGAUCUUAGUGAUGAAGUUAAUGAAAUACAUGAAGCUGAUAUAUUUCAAAUUGAUCAAAAACAAGCAAGCGAAGAUCGUUCUCUCAAUUCAAUCUUUGAUGAAAUAGCCUCAAAGAUUGAUAUAUGCAAAGGUACUGUUCGUAAUUUUUAUAAACGUAAGACAAAAAAUCCGCAACAAAAAACAAAGGAUGAAAUUAGAAAAUGGGUUAAUGAAGAAGGAGGAAAUCAUAGUAAUUUAAACAAUC